AGGUGUCACAUGUCAGGUAUUGCUGCCUUUGAGGAAAGUGUAUUUUGCUAGAUAGUUUAAUAUGUGAGAGAAAAAAAGACAAAAUAUCAGAUGGUAUGUAAAUAAGCCUCCAUAAACUGUUUGAAGAAGGUCCCUGGUCAUUAUACUCCCUCAGUCUGAGGAUUGAAGGAAGUACAUCUCCUUUAUAUAUUUUCACUUGUAUAUACAUGUUUGUGCCAUGCCUGUGUUUCACACUUCAGCAAGAAAGUUUUAAAAGGUAUAAAAAUGUGUAAUGUGCACAGUAUUUUAAGCUUUCUUUUCACAGUACCUUGGUUAUCUGUCUAUGCUGUAAAACAUUUUUAUAUAUAUGUGUGUGUUAAUUUACACGAGUCAUGUAUACUAUUUAUUGGAGUUAUUUGCAUUAUUCAGUAAUUUUAACAUUACUCCUAGAUGCUCAGUGGCCAGCACUAUAGCUUUACUCCUGCCUGUUUUGAUUAGUGUCUUUGUGUAUGUGUUUGUAUUGAGUUUACAUGUUCUCUUUAUGGAUAUCACAGUUUCUAAAGCUUUAUAAACUAUCUGUGGUGAUUGUUUGAGUGGUGUGGUUCUGGAACAUGAAUUAAUGGAGAAAUAAGAGGGAAGUGGAAGCCUAUGCACUUGAGAGACCAGUCAUCUAGUACACAUGUAGGAACUGGAUAUGCUUCUAAUAGCUGGUUUUAUAUCUGAUGCUGGAAAGUGUCAAGGGCAGGGGUUGCUUUUGUGAUGCUCUUUCCAGCACGAAGCGUCUCUCUCCUUGCUUACUUUCCUCCCCACGAGUCACUGAACCCCGAGUGUGAUCUACAGCACAGUAAUCCCUGACAUGUGGCUUUAGUCAGGGAUUACGCCCUGUUCCAACCCUCUGAACAGUUUGGUAGUCCGAUUCCCCAGUUAUUCCUGGAGGAGAAGUAGGGCAGAACAAGUGGUAAGUCCCCUGUGGUCUUACUCAGUGGUCUUUAGGAACCAGAGGAGUAGUAUUUGAUGAGAUCUUCUGGGGUUUGAUUCUGUUAUGAAUUGGAGGAAAUGCUGAUUAUAUACAUUUUAAGGAUGAUCUCAUUUCCUUGUCUACAGGUACUCCGUGUUGCAUUCAUGCUGUCCUUUUGUUUAUGUCUUGUCAAUGGCAAAUCUAUCUGGCUAGAAUUUCACUAUAAACAAAUAAUUAAAAUAGUGGAAACAAAAUGAAGUCGGACCUGCUAUUAUGUAAUCAGUGAUGUGAAAAAUAAAGUCAAUACUAAACUGAAAGGUAAUACCACUGUGAUUCACAUGUGCUGCUAGAUGAAAGUCUGCCUAAGUCAAAUAUUUAAAUGUAAAGAUUAGUAUAUUGUCUCGUGACCCUGACCAGGAUAAGCAAUUAGAAAUGGAAGGAUUGAUUAGUUUAUAAGCGUCCACAUCUGUUUGCUGAGGUAGAUGUGGGUGACUACUGAGAGUAUAUGCCAUGUUGUGCUUAGUGGGAAUCAGUUGUCUUCAUUUUGUUGGAUACAACAUGUGAGGAAAGACCUUGCUGGUAUACACAGUGCUGAUGUCCACACUGUGUAUCUGUCACUAAAGGAGCUUCCACACCAGGGUGCUGCUGUGUGUCUACUAGUGGGCUCUCUAGAAAUCCCAGCAUGUACACCCACAAUUUGGCAGCAUCACGUGUGUUUCUCUGGUGGGGUGGAUUCAGUUGGUUUGGUCCACACACAUUCCAGGCAAUAGCAUUACAUUCUUGCUGGCCAUUUUAUGCUGGGGGGUCCAGUUCUGUGUGGGAGGGUUUCUUCACAUAUGCCAGUCAGUAGCUGGAGAGGUUCUCUGAGGCACACUUCGACCACGUGCACUGCCACUCAUGCCAAGUCUGGACAUGGGAGAUGAAAUGCCACCGACUAAACCAAAGAAGAAGAAGUCAAAAAGAGAGUCCAAUGAAGUUGAGGAUGGAGACGAGCCAGCAGUGGAGAGGAUGGCACCAGAGCCCCAAGACAUUCCACCUCAGAAGAAGAAAAAGAAGAAGAAAAAGAAAACACAGACUCUAGAUCUGGAGCGGGAAGGAGACCACACCCAGCUGGACAUGGCGAAUGGAGGUACUGCUGUGGAACAGUCUGUGGAUGGGGAGGACGAGGCCCCAAAAGCCAGAAAGAAGAAGAAGCCGAAGAUCGGUGACAGGCUGCACUCCAGCGAGCUAGACAGUGAGGACGAAGAUGUCAUCACCAACGCAGCUGCCGCUAUCCCCCAGCAUUCCCUGUUCUCUGCCCCACUGGGACAAAGUCAACCAAUCAGCAAAGUUUUUGUCGAGAGAAACCGGCGGUUCCAAGCCACGGAUCGCACAGACUUGGGCAAGCCCAGCAUUCAAACAGAUGAUUACCUGGAGAUAACAUCCGUCUGGAGUACCCGGGAUGUGGCCUUGAAGGUGCACAGUGGGUUCAGGGUGAUGGGUCUCUUCGCACAAGGUUUCCUGGCUGGCUAUGCUGUCUGGAACACCAUUGUGGUGUACGUCCUGGCCGGGGAGCGGCUCAGCAGCUUGACCAACCUUCUCCAGCAGUACCACACGCUGGCCUACCCGGCCCAGUCCCUGCUCUACCUGCUGCUGGCUCUCAGUACCGUCUCCGCCUUCGACAGGGUGAACCUGGCCAAGGUGUCUGUGGCUAUGAAGUGCUUCCUCACUCUGGAGCCAGCAGCACUGGCCUCCAUCUUGUACUUUGCAGCCCUGAUCCUUUCUCUCAGCCAGCAGAUGACCAGUGACCGAAUCAAUCUCUACAACUCUGGCAAUGGGACGUUGUGGCCCACAGGCUCAGAGCAAAGGUUCCUGCAGAACUGGAUUGUGGUGAACCUAGUGGUGGCAGUAUUGGUGGGACUGGCCUGGGCGUUCCUCUCUACACGACCUGAGUUGGAUUACACUGAGGAAUUCUUAAGGACAAUGGAUGUGGAUGAGGUGCCACAUAAAGAGAAGAAGCUGGAAAUCCCAGCCUGACAGAGAGACCUGCCAUUGCUUGUUUAUUACACAUUUUAUGUACAAUUUAUAUCUUUAUAUGUCUUUAUAUAUUAGUUUUGCCCAGACUACUCAAUGAUUGAAGAUGCUUUUAUUAUGUAAGGUACUGUGUAUUUAUAAAUGUUUACUUUUAUUCUGCUCAGUUUUAAAAAUAUACUAUUACACACAUUUAACCAAUUAGUAGGACCUUUCUCAGAGCAAGGAGUGAUAUUCAAAGUCCAAAUGACUUUUGAAACACUUCACUUGACUCAUGAAAUGGUACUGUGUAACAAUAAUGUUUAAAGUUUCAAAAACCUUACUUCUUUUCUGGAAUGGUCAUCAUGCUCCUCAUCAUAAGUGUAGAUUUCAGGUCCAGAGAGUACAAAUCCAGAGCAAGAUUUUCUUUCAACCAACCAGUUGAGUAGAAAUAGUCGCAGUCACGGAGUACUCAACUGGUUGGUUGAAACAAAAUCUUGCUCUGGAUUUGUACUCUCUGGACCUGAAAUCUACACCUUUGCUCUUCAUUCAUAAGGCAAAUAUAACAAUUUCUACAUUUGUUUAUAAAAACCUUGUCUUUUUAAGUUUGGUAACACUUUACUUAAAGCAG
Molecule: messenger RNA, 3557 nt
Organism: Paramormyrops kingsleyae
Lineage: Eukaryota; Metazoa; Chordata; Actinopteri; Osteoglossiformes; Mormyridae
Source: RefSeq, a predicted model, not a curated record